AUGGCUGAUUCCAACACAACUGAGUUCACCAACCCCUCCACCUUCAUCCUGAAGGGCAUCCCUGGCCUGGAGUGGGCCCAUGUCUGGAUCUCCAUCCCCUUCUGCAUCAUGUAUGCCAUCGCCCUCGUGGGAAACUUCACCCUCCUGUUCAUUGUCAAAGUGGAGUCGGGCCUCCACGAGCCCAUGUACUAUUUCCUCUGCAUGCUGGCUGCCACCGACCUGGUCCUGUCUACGUCCAUCCUGCCCAAAAUGCUGAGCAUCUUCUGGUUCAAUUCCAGGGAGAUCAGUUUCAGUGCCUGCCUCACCCAGAUGUACUUCAUUCACAGCUUCUCAGUGAUGGAGUCAGGGAUCUUCGUGGCCAUGGCUUAUGAUCGCUACGUGGCCAUCUGUGAUCCCUUGAGACAUUCCACCAUCCUGACAAACACCGUGGUUGUCAAGAUUGGUCUCACCGUGGUGCUGCGCGGCAGCAUCCUGUCACUGCCCUGUCCCUUCCUAGCGAGGCAGCGGCCAUAUUGCAGAACCAACAUCAUCGCCCACACGUACUGCGAGCACAUCGCCGUGGUGAAGCUGGCCUGCGCCGACAUCCGCAUCAGUAGCUAUUACAGCCUCUCGGUAGCACUCUUUGUUACCUCUCUAGAUGUGUCUUUUAUUGCUGUGUCCUACACCCAGAUCCUCAGGGCCAUCUUCAGCCUCCCCACCAAAGUCGCCCGGCUCAAGACUUUUGGGACCUGCAGCUCCCACCUCUGCGCCAUUUUGACUUUUUAUAUUCCAGAUCUCUUCUCCUCCCUCACACAUCGAUUUGGCCACAACGUGCCCCUGCAUUUCCUCAUUCUCAUUGCCAACGUGUACCUCCUGGUGCCCCCCAUGCUGCACCCCAUCAUCUAUGGGGUGAAGAGCAAACAGAUCCGGGACAGGCUGCUCCAGCUCUUUACUUGUAAAGGGAUCUAA
Pelodiscus sinensis (Chinese soft-shelled turtle) is the source of this 948-nucleotide messenger RNA. Its product is annotated as olfactory receptor 52K2-like. Gene Ontology annotation, cellular component: plasma membrane. Gene Ontology annotation, molecular function: G protein-coupled receptor activity; olfactory receptor activity. Gene Ontology annotation, biological process: G protein-coupled receptor signaling pathway. NCBI's taxonomy places the organism in Eukaryota, Metazoa, Chordata, Testudines, Trionychidae. The record is from RefSeq and is a predicted model, not a curated record.